Messenger RNA from Oncorhynchus mykiss (rainbow trout), 2971 nucleotides. RefSeq names its product protein phosphatase 1D. Gene Ontology annotation, molecular function: cation binding; protein serine/threonine phosphatase activity. NCBI's taxonomy places the organism in Eukaryota, Metazoa, Chordata, Actinopteri, Salmoniformes, Salmonidae. The record is from RefSeq and is a predicted model, not a curated record. Gene Ontology annotation, biological process: protein dephosphorylation.
CAAUGCGUUCCUGAGCAUGCCUACAAGGCUUGAAAAUAAACAAAGACCGAAAGCGGGCGAUUGAUCAUUAAGCUGCCAUAAACUUAACUUAAAAUACUUUUGAAACCAUUUUUAGGUACUACAAACCCCCAGCAUCUGAAGAAAGACGUCUCUACAGCCAUGGAAAACGCAUUGUUGAUGCGAGUGAGUGUUUUUUCCGAUCAGGGAGGCAGAAAAUACAUGGAGGAUGUUACCGAGGUAGUAAUGGAGCCCGAGCCGGGGGAAGACGAGCUGAACUCGGACGAACAAGAUGAGACCAAAGGGAAUAGCUCGACGGCCGACAUUGUGCCGGAAAAGCCUGAAAACGAGCAUCAAGAUCGGACUGCACACAACGAUCCUCUAUCUGCCUCUGCAUCCACUACAGUUACAUGGACACAAAAUGUACAAAAUGGGAACCAACGUUUUGCAGCUGCUGCACUGGCAGGAUCGAAAGUGGAGAGUACUCCGGCUGCGACCAAGAGCGAUAACCACCCCCAGCGCUCAGUGGCUUUCUUCGCGGUGUUCGAUGGCCACGGAGGCCGCGAAGCAGCGCAAUUCGCAAGGGACUAUUUGUGGGAAUUCAUCAAGAAACAGCGGGGCUUUUGGUCCAAGGAUGACGAAGAAGUGUGUGCAGCUAUUCGGAAAGGUUUCGUUGCAUGCCACCAUGCCAUGUGGAAAAAGCUAUCCGAAUGGCCCAAGACUUUCACAGGGUUACCCAGCACCUCAGGCACCACGGCCAGUGUCGUGGUAGUCCGAGGGAACCGCAUGUACGUGGCCCACGUAGGAGACUCUGCCAUAGUGCUGGGGGUCCAGGAUGACCCCUCUGACCAGUUCAUCAGGGCCGUGGAGGUUACACAGGACCACAAGCCUGAGCUGCCCAAGGAGAGGGAACGCAUCGAAGGGCUGGGGGGCAGUGUGAUAAAGAAGUCUGGUGUGAACCGGGUGGUGUGGAAGAGACCCAGGCUGACUCAUAACGGGCCGGUCCGGAGGAGCACCGUCAUGGACCAGAUACCGUUCCUGGCCGUGGCCAGAGCUCUAGGGGACCUGUGGAGCUAUGACUUCUACAGCGGAGAGUUUGUCGUGUCCCCGGAGCCAGACACCUGUGUUCUGACCCUUGACCCCAGUAAACACCGUUACGUCAUCCUGGGCAGUGACGGGCUGUGGAACAUGGUGCCCCCCCAGGACGCCGUCUCCAUGUGCCAGGACAACGAUGAGGCCAUGGCGCCGUGCGGGGUGUCCAGCGCUCGCCAGCUGGUGAGCCACGCCCUCCUGCGGUGGCGCCAGAGGAUGCUGCGUGCGGACAACACGUCGGCCAUCGUGAUCGCCCUGCAGGAGCCGGGUGUCCCUCAGGAACCUCUCCACCACGAGGAGGUGCUGCUGAACCUGGCCGAGGGACAACACUGUGGCCCCGCAUCGGACUCCCGCUCCAACACACCACUCGUCAAGGUUCCAGACAUGGACAUGUCGUCUGCUGUGUGUGAGCUCCUCCCGACCCUGGAGAGACGAAACGGCCUAUCAGGGAGCAGCCUGUACGCCAUGGCCCUAUCAGAUCCCUUCGGCCCGCCCCUCUCUGACUCGGAUGACGACUCCCGCACCAGGUUUCCCUUGAUGACCGCCAGCCCCGCCCCGGGGGAGAAACUUAGUGAGGUCAAUGCCAGGAUGCCCGGCGGCAAACGGACGCUGGAUGAGACAUCGCCCAACCCCGUCCCGUCCGCCAAGAGGAGCCGGAGGAAGAAUGGCGAGACCACACCAGUGGGAGGGGCGGGGGUGGUGGGGGCAAAAGACGGUGGAGAAAAGGACCAGAAACAGUCUCCGACUCCGCCCCCUGCCAACGUGUCCCCUGCACUACUCCAGCAGCAACACGGCAAGACCACUGUGUGCGUGUGCUGAGAGACACACACACACCUACUCUCUCUCUCACACACACACACACACACACACUCUGCAGACAGAUGGAUCCUCCUCACCACACAUACAAACAGGGAUACAAGACCGACAGUAUCAUUCUGCUUCUUCUCUGACCUUUUUACAAAUGACUGAGAGACCCGGUCGCUUCUGACUGAGAGACCCGGUCGCUUCUGACUGAGAGACCCGGUCGCUUCUGACUGAGAGACCCGGUCGCUUCUGACUGAGAGACCCGGGUCGCUCCUGACUGAGAGACCCGGUCGCUUCUGACUGAGAGACCCGGUCGCUUCUGACUGAGAGACCCGGGUCGCUCCUGACUGAGAGACCCCGGUCGCUUCUGACUGAGAGACCCCGGUCGCUUCUGACUGAGAGACCCCGGUCGCUUCUGACUGAGAGACCCCGGUCGCUCCUGACUGAGAGACCCCGGUCGCUCCUGACUGAGAGACCCCGGUCGCUCCUGACUGAGAGACCCCGGUCGCUUCUGACUGAGAGACCCGGGUCGCUUUCAUUGAGGUCAUUACAAUGAGGUCAUCAUACCAUAUGUCCAUGUCAGCCAGUCAGACAGUCAGCCAGCCAGCCAGCCAGUCAGUCAGUAAGUCAGUCAGUCCAGUGUGGGCAUUUUGUACACUUGUCUCUGAUAUCUUUUGUCUUACUCUGUUCCCCGGAUGGUGGAGAAUGAUUUUAAGUGGUGGUCUGUCGUUUUUAAAUAAUUUUUUAAACACCUGUAAGUAACUCUGUGAUACAAACGAAGGGUAAACAUUUUCUGGCUGCAAAACGGCUCUUGCAAACACAUACAAAGUUUCCCAAAAUAACCACAACAUUUGGGGUCAAACAGAGGGUGGACUUCCACAUCUGAUGAUGACAUCACAUGGAACACAUUUCCUCAGUUUUCACUUGAAGUCCACAUAAAGUUACAAGAUACUGUUACACUCUCUCUCUCUCUGUCUCUGUCUCUGUCUGUCUCUGUCUCUCUCUCUCUCUGUCUCUCUCUCUGUCUCUCUCUCUGUCUCUCUCUGUCUCUCUCUCUGUCUCUCUCUCUCUCUGUCUC